AUGCCCUCCGUGGAGAGGGCAUUCGAGGGGCAGCCAUAUCAUGGGUUUUGGGGGCAGGUGACGGUGCGCGCCAUGCUCGUAGCCAUCGUGCUUGCGGGCCUCUUCUCUAUGGUGACACUGAACAUCUACAUGAAGGUCGGGGUUGUAGGAGCAUUCAACAUGCCCAUCAACAUCCUCAGCUUUGUCGUCCUCCGAAGCCUUGUUGGCCUGAUGCGACGCUGCGGCAUAGCCCCAGCGCCGUUCACGCGCCAGGAGAAUAUCUUCCUCCAGACCAGUACAAUGACCUGCAUUAACAUUUCACUCUCUUGUGGUUUCGGAAAUUACUUUGUUGGAUUGUUUACUGUGGUAGCAAAAUCUCUUAGUGAUAACCCAGAUAAAAGAGACAUUGUCGACGUGACGGUGGGACAAUAUGGGUUUUUCCUUCUCACAGUUGGUAUGGUGGCAAUAAUGGCAACGCUGCCGCUGGUGCAGUGGUUCUAUGCUGGAGGUGAUAGUUGUGGAUUUGGCGUCUUUCCUACAUUUGGGCUAGAACUAUAUAAGCGUAGAUUCUUCUUUGAUUUCUCUACGUCAUUUUUGGGUGUUGGUAUGAUUGUCCCACAUGUUGUAAACUUUGGAUUGCUUUUUGGGGCCAUCAUCUCUGGAGCCAUCUUAUAUCCUUACCUUGAAAGUAAAAGAGGGCAAUGGUAUAUCACUGACAGUCCUUCAACUCUGAAUGGAGUCAAUGGAUACAAGAUUUUCAUGGGCUUAACAAUGGUCGUAACCGAGGGAAUAUUCAACUUCAUUACACUUACUACUGCAUUGGUAAUCGACUUCUACAAGAAAACGGAAGAAAAUGAUUCUGGGGCAGCUAAAUAUAUCUUGAAGCACCCCAGUCUUAACUAUGAUGAUCGUAAAAGGCUUGAGGUAUUUAUUGGUAAUCGUGUCCCUGCCAUUGGAGGAGUGAUUGGGUACAUUGGAUUUGCAGUUAUAUGUUCAGUCAUUAGCCAUUGGAUCUUCCGUGAAAUUCAGUUCCAUCACUUAGCCUUGGUAUUCACCAUUAUUCCAAUUUUUAUCUUCAGCAAUACAUACGGAACAGGUCUCACAGAUUGGUCAGUUGCACCAACGUAUGCCAAGUUCGUACUUUUCCUUGCAGCAGCGUCGGAUGCCGCACCCGGUGCAGUCAUCGUUAGUCUUGUUGCUUGCGGUGCAGCCUUCAUGAGUCUUAACAUUUCAUCACAGGCAGUGCAAGACUACAAGACAGCUUAUAUGACGCUGACUUCACCAAGAGCUGUGUUUGCUGGGCAUGUUUAUGGUAUAGUAAUCGGCUCUAUUAUUAAUCCAUUAAUCUAUGCUUUCUUUGACCUCAAGGCCAAGAAAACUGCCCCCAUUGGAACCCCAAAAUCAGAGUUCCCAGCCCCCUACGCACAAGUCUAUCGUGCCAUUGCCUUACUUGGCAUGGGAGGAGUGAAGGAGCUUCCCAAACACUGCAUCACCUUUUCUUUUAUUACCUUCUUGAUGACAUUAGCUAUCGAGACACUUAGAUUGGUGUCUCAGAGAAAAGAUUGGAAAGUGCAGUAUUACAUCCCUUGUAUGACGGCAAUAGCACUACCAUUCCUCUCUGGACCUACCUUCGCCGUCGACAUGGCCUCAGGUACUAUAUUGCGACUGAUUUGGACUAAAAUACAUAGACAAAGUGCAGAACUCUAUUCAGCGGCAGUUGCAGCAGGAUUAGUAUCUGGAGAUGGAAUAUGGUAUCUACCAUCAGCACUACUAGGCCUCUUCAAAGUGGAGCCUCCAAUAUGCAUGAGGUUCUUACCAAGUGGAAAAGAAGUGCAGAUCGCGGAUGCAUUCCUAAACAACUUAGGGACACAAGGAAUGACAUGA
This is a messenger RNA of Panicum virgatum (switchgrass), 1863 nucleotides long. RefSeq names its product probable metal-nicotianamine transporter YSL3. The record is from RefSeq and is a predicted model, not a curated record. The transcript has 5 exons. NCBI's taxonomy places the organism in Eukaryota, Viridiplantae, Streptophyta, Magnoliopsida, Poales, Poaceae. Gene Ontology annotation, cellular component: membrane. Gene Ontology annotation, molecular function: oligopeptide transmembrane transporter activity. The coding region runs from base 1 to 1863 and encodes 620 amino acids.